This is a messenger RNA of Pimephales promelas (fathead minnow), 2708 nucleotides long. RefSeq names its product kinesin light chain 1b (gene klc1b). NCBI's taxonomy places the organism in Eukaryota, Metazoa, Chordata, Actinopteri, Cypriniformes, Leuciscidae. The record is from RefSeq and is a predicted model, not a curated record. Gene Ontology annotation, molecular function: kinesin binding. Gene Ontology annotation, biological process: microtubule-based movement. Gene Ontology annotation, cellular component: cytoplasm; kinesin complex.
UUCCAACGACGCGUCCCUGUGAGUGCGCAUGCGCAGUGUCACAUCCACAGUGGACAUCUUGGAUUUAAAGCGGUCUGAACGAAUCCGGACAAAAGCAACGAUUUCAGCCGCUGCUCUGCCGGAUCAUGUCUGCGAUCCUGUACCCUCGAGAUGAGAAGCUGGAGAAGCUGUCGCAGGAGGAGAUCAUCUCCAACACCAAGCUGGUGAUCCAGGGCCUGGAGGCGCUCAAGAACGAGCACAACUCAAUCCUGCACAGCCUCCUGGAGACCAUCAAGUGCCUGAAGAAGGACGAGGAGGCCAACGUGGUGCACGAGAAGUCCAGCCUGCUGCGCAAGUCUGUGGAGAUGAUCGAGCUGGGGCUGGGAGAGGCUCAGGUGAUGAUGGCUCUGUCGAACCACCUGACGGCGGUGGAGUCGGAGAAGCAGAAGCUGCGAGCGCAGGUGCGUCGGCUCUGCCAGGAGAACCAGUGGCUGCGGGACGAGCUGGCCAACACCCAGCAGAAGCUGCAGAAGAGCGAGCAGAGCGUGGCCCAGCUGGAGGAGGAGAAGAAGCACCUGGAGUUCAUGAACCAGCUCAAGAAGUACGACGAGGACGUGUCCCCUUCGGAGGAGAAGGACGGCGAGCCGCCCAAGGACUCUCUGGACGACCUCUUCCCCAACGACGAGGAGGAACACACUCAAGGCAGUCAGCACCAGCACAACAGCUCCGCAGUGGCAGCCGCGCAGCAGGGCGGGUACGAGAUCCCGGCGCGGCUCCGGACCCUCCAUAACCUGGUGAUCCAGUACGCGUCCCAGGGCCGCUACGAGGUGGCGGUGCCGCUCUGCAAACAGGCUCUGGAGGACCUGGAGAAAACCUCGGGACACGACCACCCCGACGUGGCCACCAUGCUCAACAUCCUGGCGCUGGUGUACAGGGAUCAGAAUAAGUAUAAAGAGGCGGCGCACCUGCUGAACGACGCGCUCUCCAUCCGAGAGAAGACCCUGGGCAAAGACCAUCCCGCCGUCGCAGCCACUCUGAAUAAUCUGGCUGUGCUGUACGGGAAGAGAGGCAAGUAUAAGGAGGCGGAGCCGCUGUGUAAACGAGCGCUGGAGAUCCGAGAGAAGGUGUUGGGGAAGGAUCACCCUGACGUGGCGAAGCAGCUGAAUAACCUGGCGCUGCUGUGUCAGAACCAGGGCAAGUAUGAGGAGGUGGAGUAUUAUUACUGCCGGGCUCUGGAGAUCUACGAGUGCCGGCUCGGGCCCGACGACCCCAACGUGGCCAAGACCAAGAACAACCUGGCGUCCUGCUUCCUCAAACAGGGCAAAUAUAAAGAAGCCGAGGUUCUGUAUAAAGAGAUUCUGACCCGCGCUCACGAGAAGGAGUUCGGAUCAGUGGACGCUGAAAACAAGCCUAUCUGGAUGCACGCGGAGGAGAGAGAGAUGAGCAAGGGGAAGCACAGAGACAACACGCCGUACGGAGAAUACGGAGGCUGGUACAAAGCCUGUAGAGUCAACAGUCCGACGGUGAACACGACGCUGAGGAACCUGGGAGCGCUCUACCGGAGACAGGGCAAGAUGGAUGCGGCCGAGACCCUGGAGGACUGUGCCAUGAGGUCACGCAAACAGGGCCUGGACCCGGUGCAUCAGUCGCGUGUGUCGGAGCUCCUGAAGGAGGGUGAGCGCCGCAGAGAGUGUGUGUCCAGUGUGAAGUACGAGAGCGGCUCCGAGGCGGGCGAUGAAGUGAGUAUGGCAGUGGAGUGGAGCGGGGCCGUGCGCGUGAGACUGUGGAUGUGAAGAUGAUGUUCAUGCCCAGAAUAAAUCGAUCUUGCAUUCUCAGAUUGUUUGUGUCUCAUGACGAUCUCACACACUCAUUAGUGUUGACGUGACGCUCGGCGUGUGUGUGUGUGUGUGUGUGUGUGCAUGAGACCUGCAUGAGUCUGUGCGCUCAACAUCACUUCCUGUUACUAACCUGCAACGUCAUUGCAAUUGUUGCCAUGACAACCAAUCAGCCAAUCAGGGGCCGCCUUUCCCAACAGCGUCGCUAGUCACUAGCUAGCGGUUUCGGCUCUACUCACGAGGCUUCUGGGAAACGCAACCGUGAUCAGUGUUCCCGACACAGUGGAUUGUGCUCUUCCCUUCUCCGGUCCUCCAUCACAGCCAGAGACACUCAGUGACAUCAUCAGCAGUGUGUUCAUGUGUCUGAGUCUCUUCUGCUCAUCGCUCUGAAAUACAGUAAAACAGUGAGAUAUCACUCCAGUGUACAUCUGUGGGAAUAUCCAGGAAAGCUGAGUUUAUCAUCAUCACUGUCACAUGACCUCUAAUACGAGGAUCUGAUGAUCAACACACAGUUAUGAUUAUUAUCAGUGUUUCAUAUUUCUGUGGAAACAGUGAUGCGUUUUAUUUCUUUAAUGAAUAUAAAGUUGUAAAGAACAGAUUUACCUGAAACAGAAUCUUUUGUAGCAUUAUUAAUGUCAGUUUGGAUCAGUUUAAUGUGUGCUUGAUUAAUAAAGUGUUGAUGUAACUGACACUGAAUGGCACUGUAUCCUCUUCAUAAUAUUUCACUGUUUUACUGUAUUUUUGAUCAAUUAAACAGAGUUUGGAGAGCAGGAGACACUCAGAAACAUUUAAAACCAUAGUCGUUUCAGACUUUUGAGAGCCAGUGUAAAUAUAAACACUUCACACACACACACACACACACACACACUCUCUCACUCACACACACACACACUC